Messenger RNA from Oncorhynchus masou masou (cherry salmon), 2437 nucleotides. RefSeq names its product transmembrane protein 130 (gene tmem130). Lineage: Eukaryota; Metazoa; Chordata; Actinopteri; Salmoniformes; Salmonidae. Gene Ontology annotation, cellular component: plasma membrane. The transcript is spliced from 8 exons. The record is from RefSeq and is a predicted model, not a curated record. Bases 187 to 1167 code for a protein of 326 amino acids.
AACGCAUGGACAUGAUUUCAAGCUAUUACGUAUAUCUGGGAACAUAAAGGGCAUGAACAAUUUGCUGGCACCGGCUGACGAGGCAUCUACUAUCGGUUGGCCAUCUGAAGACUGUCCCCAUUUCUCAAUUUCUUAGUCCUGAAGUAUCCUACACCAUUUUUCUCUUCUGUGAGCGGACAAGCGCAAAUGUAUCGAAAUAUAAUUGCGUUGCUCGUCAUGUCACUUCCACUGAUUCUGAGCCCCCAAGUUUUGGGGCUCGCGACAGACGGUUCGAUCCAUCUGAAAAAUAUUGCAGGGAAGCUCAGCUUCAUUCAGAGGGAAGGAAAUGUGACUUAUCUGCGGGACAAGGAGCUGGCCACGGAAGUUCCAACCGAGACAAAGUUUGAACUGAUCGAUCCAAGGAACAAUUUACGCACUGCCAGAUUCAACUAUACCUGGGACUUCGGCAACGGAGAGGUGCGGAAGGGAUCGGAGCCGUCUGUGCACUAUAACUACUCAUCCCCUGGAAACUACACUCUGCGGCUGAGAGUUGGGGCCCAAGUGAACAAAACCUCUACUCCACUAACUGGGGUGUACACCAUGGACGUUACAGUUUUGGACGCCAUCAGAAAUAUUGAGUUGAGCCCUUUGAGUUUCCAGGUUUCCAGAAACAACAGUCUGGUUGUUCAUGUGGAUGGAAGUCCUCCCAUGUGGGUCUGUUGGAGGUUCCUACAGAACUGUGUAUCAGCAACCCCUACAGGCUGUCACCUGACCAUGCUGUAUGAGAACACCAUGACACUGAACCACACCUUCACAACUUUAGGAGUCCACUGUCUGGACAUCAGCGCCCGCAACGACAUCAGCAAACUGCAGACCUCCUACAACAUCUUUGUGAGGAGAGAUUCCCCCAUUAACCUGCUCUUCACCCUGACAUGUACUGGGAUCAUCUUGGUAAUACUCGCCUUCAUCACUGUUAUAGCCUGUCGCACUAAGAAUGGACACAACAACAAACCACAGAUGUCUAAGUCCAGUAACGCCAGUUACUCCAGUAUGAACAUGGAACUGCAGCCACAACAGGACAUCCCUGAUAUCAGUAGUGAUCUCUAUGUGUCCAGGCCAAAGAACGAAGAGGUCCAACCCCUUCUACAGCACGGGACCAGAUCUGUCGCCAAAUCCUACCGCAACUAGUCUUCAUUUACACACUUUGUGUUGGACUGAUUCAAGCCAAAUGUUAAUAGUUUGCUAACAAUGUAUAGUUUGAGAUGAAUAUAUGGCACCAGUAACAUUGAACUAUACAUUGUCAGUGAUGUAAUACCGAUGUAGAUUACAUUCCCCUGUCUGAGUGGAUGUUAUACUUACACUAUUUUGCCUCUGAUGAUCUCAUCCUCAGACCCAGCCAAAAGCCUGACCUCGAAAACUAAAUAUCCAUCUAAGGGGUUUUAGAGGAUUGGAUCCUCUAUGAUAAUAGAUGACAGCUGCCAAUAACCCUGUAGGGGAGUGUCCUAAUGUGUAUUAUUACCUAGUGAUUUAUAUAUACGCUAGAUGACUGAUCAGUGGUGCUGUGUUGAAUCCACCAUGCCUCCAUUUUGGCACUCCCCCACCAUUGUAUAAACAUUUUGGGAAGCUAUAGAAAUGCAUUUAUUCAUGUCUAUAUUCAUUCUUGCCACAUUUAUUCUAUUACAGACACCUUAUCGCAUACAUUUAAAUUACAUUUCAUUACUAAUGUUACUAUCCCCACUAAAACAAAAAAAUACUUAAAUACAUGUAAUUUUGUCCCUGAAACAUUUAUUUGAACUACUGUAGAGUUCCAUUCAUUCCAAUGGUUGGACGGCUCCUACUGGGUAGUGCCAAAAUGCAGACCGACGGCUUCAAAGCCUCUCAGUGGCAAAUAGAUAGCAUAAGCAAUCCAGUUUUAUUUAUACAUUGCUGCUAUUACCUAACCAUACUGGCUGUCACCACAGAUGGUCCAUUAUAUUGACCAGAUACUCCAUUGGCCACUCUAAGAAUUAAAAGAAUGUCUUCAAAAAUGUAAGGCAGAUGGAAGUAAGAGAGAUCGGGUAAGAACAUUCUAGUCAAUGAGAGAGCAGAUACACGUGUGAUAACAGGCAGAACCAAUGAGAGAGCAGAUACACAUGUGAUAACAGGCAGAACUCUGAUAUAAGGGGCUUUUAUGUCACAUCCUACUAAUAUCAGUACAGUCAUAACAACCUAAGCAUUACAAAACCCCUAUUAGAUCAAAUAAGCCACACGUUGAAAAUUAGCCAUUACAUUUUUGGUAAUCACUCUCUUUGACCUCCAUACAAAAAACCUGGCUUGGUGAGAGGAAAAAAACAACAACAAAACGCCACCUGCUUGAGAAGACAGAUUUUGGGCCGAGUUAUUCCUCUGCUGUCACCAAACCCACCUUUCAGUCAGGGCAACAGAGAUGAAUUCAUGACUAAUGACAAUGACCUUGAUU